This is a messenger RNA of Saxophila tyrrhenica, 453 nucleotides long. RefSeq lists its product as uncharacterized. Lineage: Eukaryota; Fungi; Ascomycota; Dothideomycetes; Mycosphaerellales; Extremaceae. Bases 1 to 453 code for a protein of 150 amino acids. The record is from RefSeq and is a predicted model, not a curated record. The transcript has a single exon.
AUGCACCGCGCCCUCCGCCAAACCACCCGCUUCGCGACCCCCUCCCUCCGCCGCACCUACGCUGGCAUCAAACAGGACGACCCAUCUCUCCACCCCACAGGCGCCAACUCCGAAGCAGCCAAAGACCUCGGCCCUCUCUCAAAGUCUCAACCCGCCCCCGGCUCAGAGCAACCCUCGAAAACCCAACCCGGCACCGAGUCAAAUGCUACAGUGCAGGACCAGCAAAAGCAGCAGCAGCAAGGCCAACAGCCUCAGUCUCAGCAGAAGAACGGACAGCAGCAGCGGCAGAUGUCGACCUCGAGACCGAAGACGAUCGCGGAGCAGGACGAGGAGUUGCGGCAGAGGAUGAGUGGGCAUGCUGGGGAUGGAGGUCAGGCGGGGGUGGAGUAUGAGGGUGGAGAGCCGGUGGCUAUGAAGAGGAGUGUGCGGAACAAUAUGUUCAGAUUGAUUUGA